CGUCCACGCCGGAGUGUGGGGGGAGGCUGCUGCGGGUCCUGCUGCUGCGGAUGCUGCUGCUGCUGCUGUUUCUGCUGCUGAUAUUCUCGAGAUCGCAGCAGCACAAAUGAGGGAUUCCGAGGGGACUGUUAGAGAGGCUGCCAUUUACCUUUUCGGAGCGGUGAUGCGCUGCUGUGGGCGCUGCCCAGCAGCAGCAACAAAGGCAGCAGCAGCAGCAGCAGCAGCAGCAGGGUGGAGCGUUGGAUUCAUUGCUGAUGGCGCUUGA
Molecule: messenger RNA, 265 nt
Organism: Eimeria tenella
Lineage: Eukaryota; Apicomplexa; Conoidasida; Eucoccidiorida; Eimeriidae
Exons: 3
Source: RefSeq, a predicted model, not a curated record